This is a messenger RNA of Pelodiscus sinensis (Chinese soft-shelled turtle), 674 nucleotides long. The record is from RefSeq and is a predicted model, not a curated record. NCBI's taxonomy places the organism in Eukaryota, Metazoa, Chordata, Testudines, Trionychidae.
AUUGUCUGUUUUUCUUUUUAGGACUCAUGUAAUCAAAGGAGUUUCUUUGUUGUGUGUAUCUUUUCAGAACACAACAGGAAUUCAAAAUGAAUCAGAACACAUCUGAAUCUACAGGAGCAGCUGAGACCUUGGCUGAUGUACCUGAACAUGUGCUUAAAGGGCUUCCUGAGGAAGUGAGGCUUUUCCCAUCUGCUGUUGACAAGACACGGCUUGGUGUCUGGGCAACUAAGUCAAUUUUAAAAGGCAAAAAAUUUGGACCAUUUGUUGGUGACAAGAAAAAAAGAUCCCAAGUUAAGAGCAAUGUGUACAUGUGGGAGGUAUAUUACCCAAACUUGGGAUGGAUGUGUGUUGAUGCCACUGAUCCAAGGAAGGGAAACUGGCUGCGAUAUGUGAACUGGGCUCUUUCAGGAAAGGAGCAAAAUCUGUUUCCUUUGGAGAUCAACAGGACCAUUUACUACAAAACCUUAAAGCCAAUUGAGCCGGGCGAAGAGCUGUUAGUGUGGUACAAUGGGGAAGACAACCCAGAGAUAGCAGCUGCUAUUGAGGAAGAGAGAGCCAGCAACCGAAGCAAGAAGAACUCCCCGAAAGCCAAGAAAGACCAAGUGGAGGAUCCAGCUGGCAGUAGCAGCCAUGUAGGACCCUUCAGGAACCUGAUGGGAAGAAGAAGGAGAAUA